Messenger RNA from Aspergillus homomorphus CBS 101889, 1653 nucleotides. RefSeq lists its product as uncharacterized. Gene Ontology annotation, molecular function: protein binding. Bases 1 to 1653 code for a protein of 550 amino acids. The transcript has 6 exons. The record is from RefSeq and is a predicted model, not a curated record. Lineage: Eukaryota; Fungi; Ascomycota; Eurotiomycetes; Eurotiales; Aspergillaceae.
AUGGCGACAACACGCCUCAUAUCUCUCCUCGUACUUCUUGCUACGAUCACCGUCACGCAGGCCGAAAAUACGACCUUCAGCAAGCGCGGCUUGGUGCUGACGGACCUGUCGGGAGGAUUCUGUCGCAGCUACCAAUUCGGCGUGAAUAUCGCCAACGAUGUCCUGUACAUGGCCGAUCUGGACGGGGGAUUAGUCCCGGAUGACGGCAAUAGCUCGCAUAACUACCUGCUCCAACUCGAUCUGACCGAGUCGUUUUCGAUGAACGAUGGCGCGAAUUACAAGAUGAGUCUGCUGGAUAGCAGGAUCCCCGUACUGAAGGAUCAGGCGCUGUGGUCGAAUCAAGAUAACAGUUCCUUGUUCCUGUACGGGGGCCGGAGGGCGAGUAAUAUCAGUUUGGAUGAUCGGGUGUGGAAGUAUGCGAUCAAGGAGGAGAAGUGGGAUGUGCAGGAGACGAGUGCGGUGCCAGUGCGGUUGGAUGGCGGGGUCAACGCCAAUGUCCCUGAGUUGCAGAGCGCGUAUUGGCUUGGCGGGUACCAGGACUCGUCCACGACCACUGCGAUCACCGAUAGUAGGCUGGACUAUGCGACGAGUAUGGUCCAGCUGAACACGACGACCGGCGAUAUUACGGAGAUCGAGGCUCCGAUGACCCCCGUCCAGAACGGGGCGCUGGUGUAUAUCCCCGUUGGGGAGAAAGGAUUGCUGGUGUUUAUGGGCGGGGAGACGCCGUCGAUAGCCAACGGGACCAAUGCGACCAUGACAGUGAACAGCUGGAACUACGUCCAAGUCUACGAUAUCGCCUCGGGCAAGUGGUACAACCAGUCGACCAGUGGCAGCGUCGCCUCGCGCACGCAGUUCUGCGCGACAGUCCAACACGACCCUUCAUCCUCCACCUACCAGAUCUACGUGGUCGGAGGCGCCGACUACAAGUCUCAGGAUGUCAUCACCGACGUGGACUAUCUCUCCAUUCCGUCGUUUAAGUGGUACAAUGCUGCCGGGCUCAGUCAAGGCCGCAUGACGCUCAGCUGCCAGGCCUAUGGCCGACAGAUCUUCGGAGUUGGCGGUCGUUUGGCCUGGGCGGAUGACGGCAGUGCUGGAUGCUACACCAUGCCGGCAUUUAUCUAUGAUGCCCAGUCGGAGGUAGUGCGCUCGCGGUUCGACCCGGGGUUAAUGACAUACUCGCUCCCCUCUGCCACGGUAGCAGAUAUCAAGACCUCACCAUAUCCCUCCGAAUGGGCCAGCAUGGCCCUGAAAGAUAUUUUCGUCUCGAAAUCGAACACCACAGCAACCGCAUCGCCUUCCCCAUCGAGCGGUACUGGAAUCUCUUCACAUUCCUCCGCAGGAGCUAUCGCAGGCGGGGUCGUGGGAGGAGUGGUCGGGGUCGCGCUUCUCCUCGCCCUCGGCUAUUUCUUCCUUCGACGUCGUCGGCAUCCUACUGUGCCCCAGAUGGAGAAAAUUCAACCUGUCGCCGCAGAUGACUGGUACAAGGCCGAGCUUCCCACGUCGGGCUGUACGGUCAGUGAGGUCUCCGGGGAUGCGACAGCGAGUGAAAUGGAGGUUCAGCAGCCAAUGUUACGCCAUGAGCUGGCUGGAGGGUAUGAACAUGUUUAUGAAUUAGACGGAGGAGGCGCUCAUCGAGCAAGUUCCUCUGUAUAG